AUGUCUCCAGCGGUCGAGGCGGCCGGAGUAGGCGAGCGGCGGUGGCCCAUAGCGAGCGCCAGGGAGGGCCGGGGCCGGGGUCGGGGCCGCGGCGGGCCAGUGGGAGCGGCGCUGCUCGGCCUGUCGCUUGUCGGCCUCGUGCUGUACCUGGUGCCGGCGGCGGCAGCUCUCGCCUGGCUGGCCGUGGGGGCCACCGCGGCCUGGUGGGGACUGAGCCGCGAGCCCCGGGGUCCGCGCGCCGCCGCCGCCUCCUCCACCUCCUCGGUCGUUCGCGACGCUCGGCGCCAGCGGACACUGCUCGCUUCGCCCCCGGCCAAGUCGGUAGCUAACGGAAAUCUCCUAGAGCCCCGGACCCCCCUCGGACGACCUGACCCCGCCGAACAGCUCCUCAUGGGCAGCUACCUCGGCAAGCCCGGCCCGCCGCAGCCUGCCCCGGCGCAGGACUCCAGGGAGCUGCGGGACAGAACCGGCCGCCGCCUGCCCGCCCGCUCCCCGCCGCCGGCCCCCGCUGCCCGGCGCGUCCAUCAUUUCCACCCCGCGCUGCCCACUCCUCUCCUCCGAUCCCCCAGGAGGCCUUCCCACCGGGAUUGUGGGACAUUAUCCAAUCGGUUUGUCAUAACACCCCGAAGACGCUAUCCGAUCCAGCAGGCCCAAUAUUCCUUGCUGGGGGCACUGCCCACAGUGUGCUGGAAUGGUGGGCACAAGAAAGCAGUGCUGUCUCCUCAGAAUUCUAGGAUGGUGUGCAGCCCCGUGACUGUGAGGAUUGCGCCUCCAGACAGCAAGAAAAUGCAUUCUCCAUUGCCAGACCAGAUGAUCAAUUCAACACUGUCCUCGCCAUCAAAUAAUACCCCUGACCCAUGUGCGAAGGAGACUGUAUUGAAUGCCCUCAAAGAGAGGAAGAAAAGGACUGUGGAGGAAGAAGACCCAGUAUUCCUAGAUGGCCAGGAAAACAAGAGAAGGCGCCAUGAUAGCAGUGGGAGUGGACAUUCGGCAUUUGAACCCCUGGUGGCCAAUGGAGUCCCGGCUGCUUUUGUGCCUAAGCCUGGCUCCCUGAAGAGAGGUCUUAUUUCCCAGAGCUCAGAAGACCACUUGAACAAGCGAUCGCGCACCUCCUCUGUGAGCUCCCUGGCAAGCACAUGCACAGUUGGCAUUCCCAGCUCCAGCCGCAAUGCCAUCACCAGUUCCUACAGCUCUAGCCGAGGCGUCUCACAGCUAUGGAAGAGAAGUGGUCCCACCUCAUCCCCGUUCUCCAGCCCAGCCUCCUCCCGCUCUGAAACACCAGAGAGACCAGCUAAGAAAACAAGAGAGGAGGAGCCAUGCCAUCCUUCCAGUCCUCCAGCAUCCCCGGGGACGGACAAGGAGUCCCAAGGAGAAAAGGUUGUAGAUACGACCAUGAAGAAGCAGCAGAACGCCUGGACCUCCCCCUGCACGCCUGGCAGCUCUGGCCCGCGAAAGCGGAAGAUUCAGCUGCUGCCCUCCAGGCGAGGGGAUCAGCUGACCCUGCCUCCACCCCCCGAGCUGGGUUACUCCAUCACUGCUGAAGACCUCGACCUGGAGAAGAAAGCCUCGCUCCAGUGGUUCAACAAGGUCCUAGAGGACAAGACUGAUGUUGCCUUGAAUUCAGUGGAUGAGACUCCGCCUACCACUCAGCCCUUCACCUUCGCCUUGCCUACUUGCUCACCGCCCCCCCUCCCAGCUUCCAGUGCUGACCCACUGGUGGAGAGCUCAAAGAAGAUGCAGGAGCCCCCUGGUCCAUCCUCGUCAGACCCUGUUGAAGCAGCAGCCCCCUCACCUCCAAAGACACCGAGCCCCACGGCCGUCCUUGUCUCAUCGUCACCAGGGCCCCUGCCAGGCACCUCUUCUUCACACUCCAAACCCACAGCCACCUUCCUGGGGCUGUCCCCUGCGUCUUCCCUGGCAACACUCCCUGACACCAAGUCACCUGCAGCCCCACAAGCUGAACCAACUGCCAACGUCUCAGCGCCCCCUGCCCCUUGCCCCACCCCCAAGCCAAGCAUGCUGUUUGGGAUGCUAACCAGCCCGUCCCCCAGCCUUUCCUCCCCUGCCAUUUCUGCCCCAUCUGUUGCUUCUCCCAUGUUCAAGCCCAUCUUUGACGCUGUACCUAAAACUGAGAGUGGUAGCCCCUUGCCAACUAGCUCCUCGGUGACGGCCGCAGCCACAGCCGCAUCCAGCAGUUCCCUUUCCACCACAGCCAGCACCUCGGCCCUGGCUUUCAACCCCGUCUUUGGUAACCUGGGGUCACUUCCUUCAGUGUCCCUGUCAGCACCCUUCUCCUUGAAGCAGACCACUGCUCCAGCCACCACUGCAGCACCAUCUGGUCCUCUCUUCACUGGCCUGGCCACAGCCACCUCCACAGUGGCAUCCAGCACCACAGCCUUGGCUUCAAAGCCUGCUUUUGGCUUUGGGGUGAACACAACGGCCAGCACCUCCUGCAGCACGGUGACUUCUGCCUCUCAGCCCCUCCCCUUUGGGGGAGCAGCCCCUGUGGGCGCUUCCACCUCCGCCCCAGCUCUGGCCUCCAUCUUCCAGUUUGGCAAGCCCCCGGCUGCCUCGCCGGCCUCCACGGGGAGCAGCACUUCCUUCAGCACUGCUCAGGCAGCCACCGGCAGCACUGCUGGCUUUAGUGGCUUUGGGAGCCCCACCACCGCCGCCGCCAGCAGCCAGCCCACACUGACCUUCAGCAGCAUAGUCCCCCCCACGUUCAACAUUCCCUUUGGCUCCAGCACCAAGCCCACGCUCCCACCCUACCCAGGAGCCAGCCCUCAGCCCGCAUUUGGGUCCACCGAGGUGUCGCAGCAAGGGACCACCAAGCCAGCCCUCACCCCGAGUUUUGGCAGCUCUUUCACUUUUGGUAACUCUGUGGCCGCAGCCCCGUCACCGGCCCCUUCCAGCUUUGGCAGCACUGCACAGUCAGCUUUUGGUGGUCUGAAAGCCUCAGCCUCCACCUUCGGCGCUCCGGCCAGCACACAGCCAGCCUUCGGCAGCACCACAGCCGUGUUCUCCUUCGGAGCAGCCACCACUCAGACCACCAGCAGUGGGACCAGUACCUCUGUGUUUGGCAGCUCAGCUCCCUCCCCAUUCACUUUUGGGGGCUCAGCAGCCCCCGUUGGUAGUGGGGGCUUUGGGCUCAAUGUGGCUACCCCAGGUACCAGCUCUGCCUCUGGAGCUUUCAACUUCGGAGCUGGACAGAGUGGGACUGCAGGCACGGCCACCCCCUUUGGAGGGGGCUUAAGUCAGAAGGCCCUGGGCGCGCCCAGUCAGAGCACACCCUUUGCCUUCACCGUGGCCAACACACCUGAGAGCAAGCCUGUGUUUGGAGGCACAUCCACACCCACCUUUGGGCAGAGCACCUCUACCCCUGGAGUGGGUGCCACGGGCAGCACCCUUUCCUUUGGAGCCUCCUCAACACCCACCCAAGGCUUUGUUGGAGUUGGGCCUUUUGGGUCAGCGGCUCCCUCGUUUUCCAUUGGUGCGGGAUCCAAGACCCCAGCGGCUCGGCAGCGACUGCAGGCCCGAAGGCAGCACACUCGCAAGAAGUAGCCUGCCCCCGCCUGUCCCCACCCCUUGCCCGGAUCUGGACCUCAGCACCUGCUAGCAAGAGCCGCUGCCCCUCCAAGUUCUAUAAAGCAAGCCCAGCCCGGGUCUCCUGUUGCAGCCACCAGAGCAGCCUAGACCUUCUCCCUUCCAGAGGAAGUAGGCACCCUGGAGAGGGCAGGAGGCAAGGCAGAAGCCUGGUACCUUGACUUGAACAGUUGCACCGGUGAGGCUGGAGAACUAAAGAAACACCUGUACAUACUGUCCUCUUGCUCCCCUGGCGCUUGUUUAGUGUAGAACAUAGGUGACCUCCCCCCGCCCUGAGAGCCACCUCUGCUGGAGGGAGAAGUGGUUCUCUUCCGUGGAUUCCUUGAGGGGCUCUAUUUCCCCAUUUCUUGCUGCUCUGGCCCUCACUGAUCCCCUUCAGGAUUUACGGUGAAUCUUGCUUUGCCUUGGAGACUCAGUGGGCGCUGCUCCGCCGCCUCCUACCUAGUCUGUAUGUUUCAUCUCCGGCACUCUGCCAGGCUGGCCUCCAAAAGGUUGGUGGCUCAAGACUGAGCCUGGUAGAGCCAGGGAAGACCCUCGCUCCAGGAGGAGUCCCAGGGUAGGUAGGACGCCCUCUGCUGCUUCUAGCUGCCUCCUCACCUGCCCGCCACUCUGCCUCUCCAGGAUUGUGUGUUCCAAGCCUUGUCCUGUGCUAGUGUCUGAUGCUCGUGUGUGUUGCUCUUUGAAUCGAGUUUGGAGGAAGAAUUGAAUUGUAUGUGUGGCGGCAUGUUGGUAGUGCCGGACUUAAUGUCGAAAGUCUCCUGGGCCUGGCUAAUUGAAUGUGGAAAGUGGCGCCACUUGACGGCCACAGUGCUGACUCCUGAAUUUUCCAUUGGUGUUUUGACUUUAAGGGCUGGCAGCCCAGGGGAUGGGGCCCUGGGGAAGCAACGACCUUACCUCCACUGGUCCUCCCCAUCUACCUUACCUCGUGAGGGGCGCGAGAGCGCACCCAGUGUGUGCUGGGAGACCUAGAUUGACCACACUGUAGUCAUACUGUAGAGUCUAAACAGCAACCAUGCCCUUUCUUUUCCCUCAUGUCCUUUCCUUCCAAAACCUCACCCCAGACCCCAAAGCCUGGCUGCCACGCCUGUCUUCUUUGAAAGUAGUAUGAAUGCGUGUGUCUAAAUUAAAAGAAAAAAAAUAUUUAAACAUUUUUUAACAAAAUAAAUUUAUUUUUGUAUUUAAGCUAAAUUGCCUUUUAAAUUCCUUCAAGCUUGGUUCACUGAGGUGGUAAAGUAUAAAUGCUGUUGUUGACUAGGAAUUAGCUGUAGUUAAGUUAUGCUGUGAACAGGAGCUCGGUGGUGUUCCCAGAGCUCUUCUGAGGAACAGAGCUCCUUCUGGACACAUGUAAAUGUAAUUCUGUUUUAUAAACAACGUGAUGUAGCUUGACCAGUCCCCUUCCCUUCGUGACAGGGGUUGAAUGUUCUGUGGCAGGGACUGCCCCUCCCACCCAAAGAGCUGUAUGAUGGGUCAGGCUGGGCUGUGUGGAACUGGGGAAGGAGUUGGACCUCAAGUCCCAGAUGCCUACUGAGGAAAGGGGUUUGGUGGGAGUCUGGAAACAAAGCCUCUACCUGUACCUCAGGUAAGGGAGAGCCUCCCUUCAAUUUAGUCCAAGCUAGUUACCUCAGCUCCACAGCAGGCCACGGUCCAGGGCCCCUGAAGAGGAGUCCUGGCGCAGCCUCUGCGUGUGUGGGCACGUCCAUCUGUGCUGUCAGUGGACGGGCAGGAGGCUGCAGCUUUCCACUACAGACUUACUUCCUGUUGAGUCUAGCUGGGAUUUUUAGUAUGAGUGUGAGAUUGUUCUUGCUUAUGUCAUUACGAAUAAAAACUGUGAUCUGUCAUAGACCCAA
Molecule: messenger RNA, 5450 nt
Organism: Jaculus jaculus (lesser Egyptian jerboa)
Lineage: Eukaryota; Metazoa; Chordata; Mammalia; Rodentia; Dipodidae
Gene: Pom121c
Product: POM121 transmembrane nucleoporin C
Exons: 13
Coding region: 1-3561 (1186 amino acids)
Biological process (GO): RNA export from nucleus; protein import into nucleus
Cellular component (GO): nuclear pore
Molecular function (GO): structural constituent of nuclear pore
Source: RefSeq, a predicted model, not a curated record